AUGGGCGAGUGGGACCGGGUGUUCCGGCAGCACCGGCCGCUGCCGCCGCAUCCGCAGCGGGGCCGGGCCCGGCCCCCGCCCCGCUCCACCGCCUUCCGCUGCGUCCUCAAGUACCUGCACGGCGCUGCCCUCUCCCAGGGAACCAAGUACCAGCUGCGCCUCUCCCUUUUCGAUGCCACCUACCACCACUUCUUUGGGAAGACGUGGAGGAGCAGCUGGCGAGCUGCCAGCUCUGCCCCACCGCGCUCGGCCAGGGCGACCUUCAACGAGGUCGUUUAUUUCCACACCUCCUUGAACCACCCUGGCAUUGCUGCUGUCGUGGAAGUGGUAAUGACAGCUGGGAAAGGGGAUGGGGGCUCUCAGCAUCUUUCCUGUGGCUUUGGAACCAUCCCGCUCUUUCAUGGUGGAUCAGAGGUGACAAACCCAGCCACUGAGGACAGAACGCUGAAGCUGUACCAUGGAACGCCACGUGCCCUACUGCACCCACGCUUCCAGGACCCUAAGGAAAAAAACAAAUACAUGACAGUGAUGGAGAAGAGCCACCUGCAGUAUUCCCUGAAGUUCCACCAGCCCCUGGAGGCGAUAUUUCACCUCCUUCCUGAAAACCUGCUGAUAUCUGGGCUGCAGACUGUUCCUGGUUUGCUGCCGGCACGUGGAGAUGCAGAUGACUGCUUGCAGAAGCCCCGGCUGAUGAAGACGGUCACCUGCUAUCUGGAGCGGCUUUUCAUCCAGCUGUACCCUUCUCUGGAGGAGUUUGAGGAGGAGCUGUUGGAUUUACUGAACAGUGAUCGCUUGCUUCAGGCUAAUGCUGCACCAGAUGGUGAAGAGGUGGUGAUUCGGGAGCGGCGGCUGCACGUUGGUGUCCACAAUGGCCUGCGCUUUGUCCGGGCACCGCAGGUCGCUGUGCUGGUGCCGGAGGUGGAAUUGUCACCAGGUGGCUGCCAGAGGGUGCCCAGCUCUGGAGCCAGGGAUGCAGGUCAAGCCCUAGUGCUGAGGAGUCGCAUCCAGCUGAGUGAAAUGGUUCCUCACCCGGCUUUUGGGGUCUGCUUCCAGCUGGAAUAUGUCUUCUGCAGCAUGGGGAGAGCUGGUGGGAAGGCCCUGUCUGGCAGUGCCCGCAGUGAGGCAGCCGACAUGCGCUCGGUGCGCUGGGCUGUCUGGAGCCCUGUCCCGGCCACUGGUGACACAGACGUGGUCCUGCCCCUGCGUGGCGGUGCUCGCCGUGGCCCCUGCCAAACCUUGGUCUACCGGACCCCACCGAGCUCCCGGCAGGGGAAGCACGUGGAGUCUGGGACUGUCCAAUUCCAUGUUUCCACUGAUUCGGAAGAACAUCUUGUAACUGCUGCGGAGAUCCUAUGUAAAGACAGGGACGAGUUGAAGCAGCCUCCUACGCCAUCGCUGAGAGUGCCAACCCCACGGCAAGUGCCAGUCUCCCCACGGGGACCCAGGCUGUCGGUGUCCCAGCUCGUGGCCUCACCACGGGACAUAGGCCAGACUGUGCAGCAGGAUGGGGGCAUCACUCACCUGGAGGCCAACCUGGGCUUGCCGGACACAGAGCCCUGUGCCAACGACCAGCUGCAGGCACUGCCCUUCACCCCGCUGCAGCUGCCUAUGGCUGCUGUGGGGCUGCAGGCAUGCAGUUCCCAUGUGUCCCUCUCUCGUGCUGCUCUGGCACGCCUGCACGCUGCUGGCUUUCCAGACAUCCUGGACCGCAACCAGGAGCCAGUGGAAAUCUCAGAGCCAGUGGAGCUGGGCAGUUUCAACCUGCGGCUGGAGGAAGCUGACCCUCUACAAGGCAAUGAAAUAGUCCUGCAGUUCCUGGCUUUUGGCAGGGAUGCCCAAGGCAGUGUGGAGGGGCUGUGGCCGAGGACUGUCUUCCUCACCUUCCAGUUCUACCGUUUCCCACCAGUCACCACACCCCGGCUGCAGCUGGUCAGCACAGAUGGGGGCCUGGCAGCUGGUCUGGGUGGGCCGGCACAGCUCCUUGUCCGUGUCAAUGAGGAUGGCACCCUAAACAGGCCACCAGGCUUGCAGCUGAAGUACAUGGUGGAUCCAGCUUUCCUGAGGCCCGGGGAGCAGCGCUGGUUCCUGCGCUACCUGGCAGAGCACAGCCUCCAGAUUGACGUCUGGGAUGGAGACUCCCUGCUCCAUGUUGGGUCUGCUGCCAUUAAACUGGAGCCCCUGCUGCGCCAGGGUCAGACGGCCGUCAGGACCUACCACGAGCUGGAGGUGGCCACCACUGAGUACGAGCCAGACGGGACAGUGAUGGGCAGAGAGGCUUUGAGGCACGGUGCCCUGCGGCCCCUCGGUGUCCGUGUGGCUGUGAGGGGCCGCCUCCACCUCUGUCUGGCCAAUGUUGGCCACCCAUGCGAGGAGACCCCAGGGCAGCUGCCAUCCCACUCCCGCAUUGUCACUGCACCAGACAGCACUGUCAUCACCCCAGGUGGUAACUGGUGCUCCCCGAAUACUCCUGGUGGCAGGCGGACGGCGUGGGCACGGAGGCUGGUGGAUGUGGACAACGAGCUGGAGGCAGCACUGCGCAGUCGCCGGCCAGAAGGCUGGCCAAAGCAGCGUGCCUGGGACCUGCAGGUCAUUGAUUCCUACCGGGAUCACAUCAAGGGAGAGACCAUCUACCAGAUGCUCAGCCAGGCCAUCACAGCCACCCACACUGUCCACGCUGUGUUGGGGACAGCUGAGUUCUUCGAGUUUGCCCUGAAGAACCCAUACAGCAUCCAGCACACCGUGACCAUCGAGGUUGACCACCCUGAGCUCAGUGUCAUAGUGGACCCGAGGGAGUGGCGUCACUUCAAGGAGCUGACCAAGAGUGUUACACCGGUGGAAGAGGAUAUGUUCCAUCUCCGUGAUGACCUCAAGCCUCAGGUCUACCUGCGUCCCAGUGAGACUGUCCACAUCCCCUUCAAAUACCAGACCUUCUCUGCAGACCCUGCCGUGGUUGCAGCACAGGGGCCGGCUGGGCUGGGCAUCGGUGCCCGUGAGAACACUCACUCCCUUGGGAAGAGUGGGGCCAAGCAGACAAAGCUCAUCCAGGUUAGGGAGCCAGGAGAAACACUGCUUGAGGGGCUGCUUGGGAGGAGCAGAAUCACUGGAAAACCCCAUCCCUCUCCCGCUGACCUGGGGCAGGUCUCCUUCCAGGUGAGCGGGGGGAAGCCCAUUGCACUCCUGCGGUUGAAGGUGGAGCCACAGCCCCAUGUGGUGGACCAGACCUUCCGCUUUUACCACCCAGAGCUCACCUUCCUGAAGAAAACCAUUCGGCUGCCUCCCUGGCACACCCUUCCUGGCACACCAGUGGGCAUGCCAGGCGGGCAGCCCGAGAUGUUUGUUCGCUGCAGUGACCCUGACAUCAUUUGUGAAACCAAAUCCUUGGGGCCUGGUGAGCCACAGGACAUCUUCCUCAAAGUAGCUGGAGGACCAAGCCCGCAGAUCAAAAAGUUCUUUGUUGCUAUUUAUACGGACACCUGGCUGGCAGCACCUGUCCAGAUCUGGCAGUUCUACCUGCACUCGCUGCAGCGCCUGGACGUCGCCUGCACGGCCGGGCAGCUCACCCGCCUCUCCCUGCUGCUGCGUGGCACCGCGGCCCCACGGAGGGUGCGGGCCUUCACCUCCCACCCCCAGGAGCUGGAGGUGGAUCCGAACGGUGCCUUCCUCCUCCCUGCCAAUGGCAUUCAGGACCUGUACAUCGGCGUGAGGCCACGGCGGGCUGGGAGCAAAUUCAUCUACCUCAACCUGGUGGAUGCGGAGUCCCACCAGCUGGUGUCCUCCUGGCUGCUCUGCUUGUCCUGCAGGCAGCCUCUCAUCUCCAAGGCCUUUGAGAUCUCUCUGCCUGCGGGAGGUGGGAAAGGCUGCAACAAACGCAUCACCUACACCAACCCCUACCCCUCGCCCCGGCUCUACUUCCUCUGCACCAACCGCCCCGACCUGCUGCAGUUCAAGGAGGAUUCCUUCGAGGUGGCUGGAGGGGAGGUGUACACAAUUGGCCUGCGCUUCGCCCCGAGCCAGACUGUGGGGGAGGAGGAGAUCCUGAUUCACAUCAAUGACCACGAGGAUAAGAACGAGGAGACCUUCUGCGUGAAGGUCCUGUACCAGUGAGGCUGCCUGCCCGUCGCUGCAAAGCUGCAGGUUCCUGUGCCAGCCCAGCAGCUUCAUCAGCUCCGCCUUGGGGGUGCCUGUGUCUGUCUGAGGGUGGUCAUGACCCCUGUCCCCUGGCUGUCACCUUGCCAGGCUGGUGUCUCUGUCACUGGGAUUCCCAGGCAUUGCCGUGAGUGCUGGUGGUGCCAUGUGGCUCCCUCCACAGAAAUUGAGAUGAGUGGAUGUGUUUGUUACGGCACUUUGGGAGCGCAGAAUCUGUAUUUUUGUUAAGCGUGAUGAUAUUUUAGGCACUUUGAAUCUUUUUUUAACUUGAAAAAUUUGCAGAUUUGAUUCUGCGGAAUAUUUUUAAAGUAUUUUAUAUGCAACGGUGAGUUUUGUACACACUUAGGCAGUUCUAUGGGAUUUUUGAUACUUUCUACUCAUCCUUGAUCCAUUAAAAUUGCUGUGCACAA
This is a messenger RNA of Sturnus vulgaris (Common starling), 4556 nucleotides long. Lineage: Eukaryota; Metazoa; Chordata; Aves; Passeriformes; Sturnidae. The record is from RefSeq and is a predicted model, not a curated record.